This is a messenger RNA of Owenia fusiformis, 1349 nucleotides long. Lineage: Eukaryota; Metazoa; Annelida; Polychaeta; Sabellida; Oweniidae. The record is from the annotation of a GenBank genome assembly.
AGAAUAUGUAAAGUAGCAUAAAUCAAAUAAAGAUAUCAUAUACAAUAUCAAAAUACACAGGAUGUAUAAUAUAAAGGGAACUACUACUCCAGGGAUACCCCUAUCUCUUUCAUUAAUAAUUAAUUAAUAGGAGCCUCAUCAAAACUAGUCUGGUAUUUUAACACCUUAUUUCACAAGUACUAAUGGGAAAUUGAGAACAAAGUUUGUGAAGUUACACAUAUGUUACUUAAUAAAGACACUAGUAGGAUUACUCUGAGCAGCACUAUAAGACCACUCUUUGAGCAGCAGAAGGAUUACUCUUUGAGCAGCAAUAGAACUACUCUUUGAGCAGCAGUCUACAUCCUCCAAUAUGAUUCAAGUAGAUGUGUUUUGGUCAUUUGCAAUGGGGGCUCAAUUCGCGGCCAGUGCACCCAAAGGAAUCAAAUAUAGCAACUCAAUGUUUGUCAACAAGUAUUUUGUCUUCACUGUAUGUUUUCUCAGCAUGAUCUUCGCGCCAUCUGGAAUUUACCUCUUGUGGCAGCAUUGUGGAUGGGAGACGAUGUGGCAUUAUAGCAAAGACAUGCAUGGGAUCUGGCCGUGUCUCUUUGCCCACACAAACAUAUCACUAGGUGUGCUGGGCUAUGUGUUGGCCUACAAGUGUAUCAAAGGGAACCAAGAGCUGCUAGCACAUACACUUUGGGUGGGGGCAUACACCUGUAUGUUUGCUAUACUGUCAUUUGGCUACGACAGGUUCCUCUACGCAGGUGAUGCAAAUGAUUGGCAGAACAAUGUUUCAUACCCUUUGGUGGACUUCUUCCAAUCACAGGUCUUUUACACUCUACUUGUGAUGUCAGUUUUCGUGCUGCCACCUAUCUACUAUGCUAUCACAAUCUGGCCAUCAGAAUUUGGAAUCAGUUCAGAAUCAAAAUGGCAGACAAUCAACCAUGCUGUAUAUUCUUUCGCCAAAUUCACAGCUCUAGGUUCUGCCAUCUAUCUGGGUGUGUUCUAUAGUGAUAAUGCCCUGGGGACAUGGGGACUCGAUAGAUUGGUGGCAUUCUUAGUGGGCCAGCUGGCUAUUACAUUUCUAACUGUAGCCCCUAUGGUGCUGAUUAAGGUUACAAAACAAAGAAAGAAAGUACAGUAAAACCUGUGUAAGUGGAACACCUUUGGUCCCUCUAAACAGUAUUCUACUUUCUAUGUUCCACCUACAAGGUUCCACUUACAGAGGUGUUCCACUUACAGGAUUUAUUUUGCAAUCAUUUAAGGUAGGGUCGAUCAUAGUUUGGUUCAUUUAACCACUAUCAUUUUCUCCAAUGGUCAACUCUAACCAUUAAAUCUCUCCCUAACCUAAACUCAGCAUGGGCUACUAC